This is a messenger RNA of Spirodela intermedia, 14977 nucleotides long. The record is from the annotation of a GenBank genome assembly. Lineage: Eukaryota; Viridiplantae; Streptophyta; Magnoliopsida; Alismatales; Araceae.
AUGUUAGAAGGUGAAGUGGGAACUAAUUUGUUGUAUGAUAUAACUAAGAAUUCAUAAAGUUUCACAUUUAUUGGAAUUGUUGUUUUACACACAGCACUAUCUUUAACUUGUAUUUGAUAAUAACUAUAGCUUUGAUUUAGAUUCAAAAGUCAUAUAGAUCAGACUUUAUUUCUCUAAAUGUUAAUUGAUUGCUAUAAAACGAAGCAUACCUUUGAUGAUGCUUUCAUUGACAACUCUCUAGUCAAACAUACAUGGUCCACAAAUAAACUAACGUUUGAAGAAAACGAACCUGUAGAAGAGAAAUGGCUGACGUUGUACACUGAAUUAUGGCAUUUGCGAAGUUUAACUAUCAAAAUUUCAAAAAUCCUGUUUUGAACUAGAGGUAUCUUGGUGGGUUCGUAUGAAUCAGAUGUUUAUUACCCUCAUUUAAUCAUAUCACAGGGUGGGUCAUGUGGUGAAAUGGUCUUAUGGGUAUAUGGGUAGAAGAUCAACAAUAAAUAUAGACCUUCGACUUUUGCGUCAGGAGGACUUCGUUGUGAUGGAACGGACGAUAGUUUGAUCUCGAAAGCUCACACGCUGGUUAACAGGUGCUUGUCGUCCGAUUGCGACGAAGGGGCCGUCUACCUUGCCGCCUCUGCCUUUCGUCUGCCUCACCCUUUAUUAGCCCAACGCUCUUCCUCGUUCUGUGCCGCUCUCCAGGGUUUCGCCCAAGACGCUCGAGAUGGCCAGCGUCCAUGGUAGGCAACAUCAUCCCUUUUUUGACACAUCUUUCUUGUACCUCUCCCUCCUUGAUGGCAUCCUCAACCACUCUGCCGCUUCUCGUUUCCUCGGCUUAUCAACGAGGAUGUUGGCCCCGAAUUGUAACCCGUUCUUGGAAUGAAUGUAUGUCUGUGAUAAAUUUCCAUAAAAAUUUGUGGAUUCGUCUCAGGUGACAGGGGACGACCUUCCAAAAAGCAUAAGACCAUCGGCAAGGUGCAGUUUUUUAUCAAAUUGGGUGUCUCACUUUCCCUCUGCGGAGUAGCGAAUAUCUCAACAUGUCGAUUACUUUAUCAAUGCCCUGUACUCUUUAGAUUAUGGAAGAUGAAGAGGAGACGAUGGCACUAGUGGAGGACUUCGACGAGGACGGUCGCGAAGGUGAAUUCCGCUUCCGGAUUAUUCUCAUUUCUGCUCUGUAAACUUCCGUGGCUGAAGGCUUUGACUUAUUUUGGGAACGUGCGGGGAAGUAGUUGAUGGGAGGGAAGGGAAGAAGAGGGACUUCACUAAGCUGGAGUUGAAACCCGACCAUGCCAACCGCCCGUUGUGGGCUUGCGCUGACGGCCGCAUAUUUUUGGAGACCUUCUCUCCCCUCUACAAGCAGGCAUAUGAUUUCCUUAUCGCCAUUGCUGAGCCUGUUUGUAGGUAAGCGGUUGGCUUGCCAAACACUCGAUUGGAUUUCUUGCUUGUGCCGUGAUCACUUUGUUUUGGAGCAGGCCUGAGUCUAUGCACGAGUACAAUCUGACGCCCCACUCAUUAUAUGCGGCUGUAUCUGUUGGGCUCGAGACAGAGACGAUCAUAAAUGUUCUGAACAAACUCUCUAAAACAAAGCUUCCCCGGGAAAUGAUUGAUUUCAUCUACGCGUCGACUGCUAACUAUGGCAAAGUAAAACUCGUCUUGAAGAAGAACAGAUACUUCAUCGAGUCACCCUUCCCUGAGGCAAGAUACACGGAAUCACAUCCUGCUUUCCUCUCCUCUGUUUCACCAGCAGGCCAUUAUUUACGGAUUAAAGUCACUACCUUAUUGUUUUCGGUUUUGUACGAUUGCUGACAUGAUGAUGGUUCAGGUGUUGAAAACAUUACUCAGAGAUGAGGUUGUCUCUCGAGCAAGGAUCUCCUCAUCUGAGGUGUUCAUCUUCUCCAUGCUAUGUAUUUCAUAGCGUUGCAUCUUCCCUUUGUAAAUUACAGAAAAUUUGUUCCUUGCUGAUGUUUCCUAUCAGGGUUAUAUCCCUUUUUUCUUUUUUCUAUUAUGCUUCUCUUAUUACGAUUUAUCUGAUUUACCUUCAUGUAUAUUACCUUUGCCAGAGUGCCUUAUGUUUUCUUCUGGUACCCCAAGAGUGUCUCCUCUAAAGAAACAUAUUACCUAGCUUAAUUUUUGUUUCUGGCCUGCACCGUGAAGCAUUACUUGUGUCUUAACGAAUUGUACUGACGGUUCUGUGGAGCAUAUUUCUUUGAUGAUAUGGAGUUUAUUUUAAAGAUUAUGUUACAUAAUGUUCCGUUCGAUAACUUUGGUUUUUGCUAAAGCAAUUGUAACUGAGUAAUGCGAUGUGGUGUACCAUAGCGUAAAUGUCAAUCUUAUUGCCACUUAGUAAUACCAUAUCAUGUAGCAUAAUCUUUUAAACAGAUUCCAACUCUGCUGGUAACUCUUGAAGCUGCCUUUUUCAACGGGCAUGGUGGUUUAGAAAAACAAUGCCAUGUUAACCAGGACAGCCCCAGGAACAGUUCAUCCGGCAUGAUCUCACGUAAUUCAAAUGAGAACUGUGUUCCAGAAGUCAAAGUACCUCAAAUCACUGUUUAUGCCAUUGCCGUGUAUUGUCUGGAAAGCAGAUCACCAUCUCUUUGUGACCAAGAAAUCUUUUUGGCAUCUACAUGCCAUGUGCCUUGAUGUGGCUUCAUUAUCUGCACUCGCCGUUUAAUAUUCCUCUGUUAUUUGGUUCAAUUCUAUAUUUUGCCUCCUGUAUUUAAUAUGGUUGCAUGUUCUUUGUGCUUGCCCUGGCUGGUUAGACUUCCCAUGGAGGUGACACAUUCACAGUAAGCAAAACAUUGGGUGAAAUGUCACGUGGCCAUGAGGAUUUGUUGGGUGGAUCAGACCUGGCUGCUAUUGAGGAGAAGGAAAGUCAUUCAUUCGAAAUUGAUCCCGCCCAGGUGAGUGUUAUUUUUGUUACUCCAUAGUCUUCAGGAGUUAUCCCGUUCAUAACUAGAACAAAUGUGAUGCCGCAGGUUGAAAAUGUCAAGCAACGUUGCUUGCCUAAUGCCUUAAAUUAUCCCAUGCUGGAGGAAUAUGACUUCAGAAAUGAUACAGUACGUUAUAGUUCCUGUGCUCACAUGCAAUUUAUUCGUGGUGCUAUUCCUUCUAUACCUUGCCAGUAUAUGUGGUUUCGUGGGAAGUGUUGUUUUUCACCAAUCUAAUUAUUUUUUACCGUUGAGCUCUGUUACGACCCCAUUAAUAACAUAUAGAAGGUGGAAGAGGGAGACAAGUGCGCAGCAUGUGGGAGAAACUUCAGGAGACUUCCAUUGAUUGGAGGUUUCAGACGAGAUUGACCAAGUACUAUAAAUAGCGCUCAGAGAAACAGAAUAAGAGAAAACAGCCUGAUUAUUUUUUAAUGUAGCUGCGAAUAGCUCUGACCUAACGUCUUUUAGAGCCGAAUUAGCCAUCAUUUUUUGAAUAUUUUAAGUAUUCUCCAAUGGUAAGAGAAACACUGCUUUUUAUUCAAAAAGGAAUAAAUGUGCUAAUAUUUAAGGAAACGAUUAAUAGAUUUGUGUUGAGAUUCAAUCCAUAAAUGGCUCCACAACAAUUGCUUGUACUAGGGAGAAGUUUUAGGUAUAAAGUUGACUAUGGUGCUAUCUAAUAAUCUGUUCCCACUGAGGUUAGUUUCGUAGAAUAACAUUAUGACAUCCUUUUCGUUGCGCAGGUGAACCCUGAUCUAAACAUGGAACUGAAACCUCAGGCACAACCAAGACCAUACCAGGAAAAAAGUCUCAGUAAAAUGUUUGGAAAUGGCAAGUUUGUUUUUUUUUUUACGUCUCUAUAUUCCAUUUUAUAUGUUUAUUGCUGGAUUCAUUCAUCUGUGGUAGUCUGGAUUAUGAUCUGGUCGUUUGACAUGUUGCACAUCCCAUCCCACAUUUGAUCUAGGAUGUGCUUCACCAUCGCCGCCCUUCAGUCUAUAUAUUAAUGUGUAAUAUUUGAAACUUUCGUGGUAGUCAAUUUCAAACGUAUACUUUUUUAUUACCAAAUCAUUUCAGUAUAUUCCAUGUGAAAAGUUAUCACGUUUUUUAGUCUUUCCAAAGGGGAUGUUAUGUAUCCCAUGACGAAUCUUUGCACUGUAGCUUGCCAUCACAAAUCUAGACAAAUGCUUUAGCAAUGAUAAGAAAUUGAUGAAAGGGAGUUGAGAGAGGCGCAGAUGGACAAACGGGGGGAAUAGUCUGUGUGUUUGUGAGAGAACAAUGGCCACUGCAACAUCCUUGCGUACUGGCCAAAACCAAGAAAACAAAACGGAUGGCAUGGAGGACCGUGGGAGGGUUAUCUUGGGAGAAGAGAGGGUUUCACGGAGCUAUGAGGAUUUAGGAAUCUUGGGCGGGGGACCCAACUUGGUCAUGUGUAACUAUCAUAGAAUCUGAGGUGAUGGGUCAUAGAUGUCCCAAAACGGGUGUCAUCCUAUAAAUGUUCGAUGAAGAUAUGGAUACCUAAGCACAAUUGUGGUAUCUGCCUUUUUUAUGGAGACAAUCUGACUUAGCCUAUCAUGUGGAAGAAUGUGGCCUUCAAUAAGUGUGACUUCAAUUAUUAUUGGCGAUUUUUUUUUUUGGGGAAAUGUAUAGUUAGAGGAGUUUAUAUUAUAAUCUACUCAAAGUCAAGUAUCAUUUCGUAGAAUACAUAUCAAUAUAUUGAAUACCUAUCGCUAUAAGUUAAACCUGUCAUAAAACUGACAGAAUUACAUCACUGAUAAAAAUAAAUGAUAGCCACAUUAUCUUGGGUAAACGUUUUUCUGCAGGGAUAAGAUGUUGGAAUCAUUUUUCAUAUCAAAAUUGUCUCACGCAUCAUAAAUGAUUUAUUUCUUGAUACUCAUCUUGUUCAAAGCAGGAAAUGAGUUUUUCUAGACACUUGACAAGUUAGAACGGAGUGUUAUCGACUAUGCCCAGAAUAAUGGUUAUUGGAAACAGGUUAAAAGGCUCGUUAUCUAAUAUGUUGAUCCAAAAGCUAUGUAAGACAAUAGGAUUGUCCUGAAAUUCGAUUUUUUACCUUUAAAUUUUGUGGUGGCGAUUAUGGUAUUUGAACUGAAGUACCUCUUUGGACAAGUGAGAAAACUGCCUUUUUAUUUCUUGUAUUAGUUAAAUAAAUGAAUAAGAUGAACGUUCCUUUGAAACGAAGAGAGGGAAAUGGACGGUGUGGAGGAGGAACUUUCUUUUGUCUCAGAGGAUAGAGUGGAGGAUUGGCAGACCACCUCACUUUUCAUUGACAUUUAUCACCCCUUGAAUAAGGAGAGAACCCUACAUGAUCUUUCCCAAUAUACCCUCAGGCUACAAGUGCAGAGAUGACCAUCACCAUGGUGUGAGUGCCCAUACAUGAUGCAUCAUGACCUAGAAUUCCUAACAGCUAAAAAUUCCUGUGAUGACCAUCAUCAUGGUGUGAAUUCCCAAACACAGUGCAUCACGAUUUAGAAAUCCAACAGUUCUAAUUCCCAGUAAUAAUUUCACGUCUAUUUUGAUUCCUAUCUGUAAUUUUUAUUCUGUUUCUUGAGGUUCUUCGUGCUCUAUUUAACUCUUUACCGUAUAGUAUAUGAAAAUGAUAAAGAUUUGCUUCGAAUGAAGGACUCACCAAUUUUAUGUUGCAGGACGUGCCAGGUCUGGCAUUAUUGUACUCCCUUGUGGAGCAGGAAAAUCUUUAGUUGGUGUUUCUGCUGCCUGUCGAAUACGAAAAAGCUGUCUUUGUCUGGCUACAAAUGCAGUUUCUGUGGAUCAAUGGGCGUUCCAGUUCAAACUUUGGUCAACCAUAAGAGAUGAUCAGAUUUGUCGUUUUACCUCUGACAGCAAGGAGUCAUUUCGUGGUAAUGCUGGUGUUGUUGUGACGACAUACAACAUGGUUGCAUUUGGAGGCAAACGGUCUGAAGAAUCAGAGAAAAUUAUUGAAGAAAUAAGAAAUAGAGAAUGGGGUUUGCUUCUUAUGGAUGAGGUAUUUUUUUUUCCUAUGAUUUAACUUAAAAAUGAUGAAGGUGCGGAUCUCACUGCAAAAAAUAAUUUGUUGGAUAGAACGGGGACAUGAUGAUACCAUGGUGACUGUGAAGUAGAUCCCAACAGAGAACUAGCUUUUUCAGCAUUCUUGAUCCCUUCUUGUUGAAGAAAGCUACACUUUUGUUUUCCCUCGUUAUGAUGGCUUUGUUUUCUUGAAGUCCCUUUUUUGAGUGUUUGUUCAUGACGAGCUCAGAUCUCAUUUUUCUUGAAGCCAAUGUGAUAUUUUUUUUAUUUUCUUACCACACUUGAUUUUUUAGUUGUGUAAAGUGUUCCUUUGAUGCCUUCACUGUUUAUCUGACUAUUUUUCUCCUUGCAGGUUCAUGUGGUUCCAGCUCAUAUGUUUCGGAAGGUGAUUAGCAUUACCAAAUCCCAUUGCAAACUCGGCCUGACUGGUAUGAAUUUAAAAUGUCUACAUUUUUGAGAACUCUAUGUUAGUGGACAACAUCCAUGUCUAUGUUUCUGUUUAUGUCUAUUGUUUUGCAUUGUGAACCUCCUGCUCAAUGUCCUAUUACUUCUUAUUCCUCAUCAGGUUCAGAACCUUCAUGAAUAAGCUCAAUCUGCUUGCAUUCAAUUUUCAAUACAUACCGCUGUUGUAUCAUCAAUUGAUUACCCUCCUCACCCUGAUGUUGCUGUAAUUUCAAGGAGUUGUUUACUUGCCUUUCAACUUGCAGCUACCCUUGUCAGAGAGGAUGAACGUAUAACGGAUUUGAAUUUUCUCAUCGGUCCAAAACUAUAUGAAGCGAAUUGGUUGGAUUUGGUAAAAGGUGGAUUUAUUGCAAAUGUUCAAUGUGCGGAAGUAUGGUGUCCCAUGACAAAAGAAUUCUUUGCUGAAUAUUUGAAAAAGGAAAAUUCAAAAAAGAAACAGGUACAGUUUUACUUAAACCUGUUAGCUGGCAUAUCAUUCCGUUAUUAUGUGGUGGGCUAGCAUUCUUUAUUUACUCGAUGACCAUUUAUUUCCUCUUUUAGCUUCUCUCUGGUGAUUCUGGGUGGAAAUCUCUAGUUCUUUUGUAAUUCACAUGGUUCUAUGAAAAACUGUCUUGUGUUAUCCUGUAACUGACUUAUUAGAUUUAUAGUAGGGUGGACUGUAGGGGCCGAUGCGAGUUGGCAUAAGUUCUAGACACUAAUGUCAAUUAAUGUUGAAGUCAUUAAUUAUCUGCACUGUUUCUCCGGCAUGAGAAACAGUGUAGAUAAUAGAUUGAGAAGAUGUGAUUAAGAAGCAAUGGUUAGGGACCCUGAGAAUUGAUGAUCUUGUUUCUGAGCAACAGCAUUUUGGUUUCCUCAUUUGAGCCAAUCGAUGAAUGACUUGUGAUAAUUAAUGACUAGAGAAGUAACAGCUUUCUUAAAUGCCAGUUGCCUUUGCCAGGAAAAGCCUAUGACAUAGCUUCAUGAACUGUCUUUGGGAUUGUUGAUAGGACACAUAAUCCUGCAGAUAGCUAUUAGUGUCUAGAACCUUCUAGGGUCUGCGAUAAAUACCACACAUUGUGAAUAAUCUUUUGAAUAAAAAGGAACAUUUUCUCGAGGGAUGUGAGGGUGGUUUUUCCAGCACAGCAGACCUAGUUUCAAUCUUCAACAUGGUAUCAGAGUGAAUUGAUGUUUGAUCGCUCCCUUUUUUUACUCUUCCACAGUGUUCUAUUUUUCUAUAGUAAUGGUUCUUGAGCCGUUUGUCCUCCUUUGAGUCGAGUGAUUAUUAAUGGGAUACUAGAUCUAGCAAAUACGGCUGUUUUUCUUGUGAUUCUAUGUCACAUGUGAGAGAUCUUUCUUCUUUCUUGAUGGAUUCUAAUCUUGGCCCUGGUGCCCCAAGACCAUAGGUACAACUCCCUACAAUGCCUACAGAGUUCAAACUGACUCGAUACAAUUUAAUCCAGUGGUUAGAAUGUAUCAGAGAGGUUUUAACUAGGAGAGCAAUGCUAUGUCACCUGGUAGAUUUGAACCCAGAUCCCUCAUCAUGUGAAUUCCAUAGGUCGAGGGAGGAGGAUGCAUUGGUAAGGACUUGGAUCUAGGGAACUAUGAUUCCCCAAAUUAGUCAUAAUUUCUUUUUCUUAACUACGGUCAAAGAUCUAUGAAAAAUUGUCCAAUACGAAGUUCUCGCAAAAGAAUAAUGAGGCUUAUACAUAUGAAUUGGAGACAAAGUCCGUGUCUUAUAGUUCAAGGAAAUAUUUGGUGGUGGAAUAUGUUGGGGAAUUAAAGGAUUUGUGGCAAAAACUUGAUUAUUAUCUCAAUCUCAGCCCUGAAAACCCAGGGGAAAAACUUGUUCUAUAGAAUUUCAUAGAACAAAGAAGAGUAUUUAAAUUCCUUGUAGGACUUAGUUCUUCUUUGACCCUGUCAGACAACAGAUUUUGAGUCGUGAGAAAAGGUUUAAUCUGAAUGAGGCUAUUUCAAUCGUUCUAAAUGAGGAGAGCCAAUGAAAGUUGAUGCUAUUAGUGCCUGAUAUAGAUAAUACUAGAUUUAUGACUAAACAAAGGGUUACUAUGAAGAAAGCCGCAAUUCUAAGUUGACAGCCCCAAUCUGGUCAAGAAAGAAAUCAGAAGUCUGAUUAUAAGGAUAAUCUUUGGUGCACAUAUUGUAGACAAUCUCAUCACACUAGAGAUAGAUGUUGGAAGCUCCAUGGUAAGUCACAAACCCCACCUUUGAAAACCAUGGAAGCCAAACACAUUAGAUGGCUGACCUACCUGCUAAUCAAAUUUCUGGUUCAUCAUCCAAGUUUAUCAUCUCUCUAUAAUUCAACUAGAUGAGAUAGAACAACUUCGAGUUGUAUUGAAAAUAUUGAAGUCGACUAUGACAUAGUACUCAUUGGUUCACCCUGAUAAAUCUCACUCUCUCUUGGAAUUAGAGCUCUAUCUUGGGACAGUUUUAGUAAUUAGGUGGAUUCAUGAGUGGCAGACCAUAUGACAAAUUCUUCUCAUCUCUUUGUUAAAUACAACCCUUGUUCUAGUUACCAAAAGAUAUCCACUACUAACGGAUCUCUUCUAAUAGUUUCUACAAUAGGAGACCUCAAAGUUGAGCUCCUUGGAAUACUUAGCAAGGUACUUAGUGUCCCAAAAUUAUUAAGCCCCUUAGAAUACUUAGCAAUUUUCUUCAUUUCCCAAAAUUAUUAAGCCCCUUAAUAUACUUGGCAAUGUACUUCAUGUCCCAAAAUUAUUUACGAUUCUCAUCUUUAUAAAGAAACUUGUGAAUAAUUAACCUUACUAUGCCUAUUUUGAUGAGGAUAUUUGUGUGAUAUUUGAUAAGGUACAACAUCAAAGGAUUGAAGUUGCUAGAGAACAUGGCAGACUCUACCUCCCAGAGGCACUUAGCCAAAUAGAUCUGGUGGAACCAAAUCAACCUUAAGAUCCCUAAGAGACCUCCCCAAAAUAUGGCUAUCCACCAAAGAAUGGCCCAUCCUUGCCUCAGCACUAUGAAAAUCCUUUUCCCUUCCCUAUUUCAAAAGGUGUCUUUAAUCACCCUUAAGUGUGAUACAUGUGAAUUCUCUAAAAACACUCAUGCUUCUUUUCAAACACAAAGAUAAAAGAGAGAUUCAUUUCUUGUGCAUCCACAGUGACAUUUGGGGAUCGUGUCCCAAUAAUGAUCUUUUAAGAAAUAAGUGAUUUGUCACCUUUAUAGAUGAUUGUACUUGUUGGAUGUGCGUAUUUCUUCUAAAGUAGAUGAUGUUUAUUAGUCUUUAAAACUUUUUUUGUGCUAUGAUUAAAAAUCAGUUUAGCACAUGUAUAAAGAAAUUUACUUCCGAUAAUGUUAGAUAAUAUUUCAGUAAAAACUUGAAUUAUUAUUUUCAAUCAGAAGGUAUAGUACAUGAAUCCUCCUAUGUACAUACUCCUAACAAAGUAAUGUGCCAAAAAUAUUUUGGAGUGCAGCUGUCUUAAUAGCAAAAUAUCUUAUCAAACAAUUACCCACUCAGACAUUAGGAUUCCAAAGCCCUUUAGAUAUGUUGGUAGUAUGCUUUCCAAAUAAUAAAAUUAACACUAUAUUGGUAUCAAAGAUAUUUGGCUGUCUCUUUUGUUCAUCACCUCAAUUAGACUAAAGGAAACUAGACCAACAAUGGCUUAAAUGCAUAUUUCUUGAAUAUUCAAAUAAUCGAAAGGACUAUUGAUGUUUUUAUCUUCCCUCUCGGAAUUUUUUUGUAUCAAUGGAUGUUAUAUUUCGUGAAUUGGAAGCCUAAUUUAAAAAAUCUUUAUCAAACGAUCAAGCUUUCUCGCCUAUAUAUCAUAAUGAUCAUCAUUUAGACAAUUUAGGUGCUUCCUCCUCUUGUAAUUUAUUUGUUCUCAUUUUAGUCUCUUAGAAAACUCUUUAUAACCCAGAUCCACUUCCUAAACAUCUCAAGUUUAGCAAAGUCUGCUCUUAGAGACUUUGAUCCACAAAUCUGUAUCACAACUCUGUAUCAAUCCAAGACUUUGAUCCAACCUUAGAGAAUAUCCAGAAUACCUCACUUAUACAAUUUGUUGAUCUUGAAAUCCCAGACUACAACCCACUUCUCAUUGCCUAGAGGAUAGCAAAAUGAGAGUGUACAAAGAGACUUUUGUACCCAUCGGCCAACUUGUUAUCCUACCAAAAACUUUCCCCAUCCUAUCAGUCCUUCCUCACCUCCUUAGACAAUAGUACCAUUCUAGCAAAUGUCUCAAGAGCUCUAUUCAAGGAAUGGAAAGAAACCAUGGAUGAAGAAAUGAGAGCCCUAGAAAAAAUCAAACCUAAGAUCUAGUGGUGUUACUUUGGGUGUGUGGAAGUUACUUUGGGUGAAGAUCUUACUUGAUGAGCUAAAAAUCUCUUUGACAAGUCUUAUGAAGUUUUAUUGUGACAACAAGUUAGCAAUUAAUAGUGAGCAUAAUCCGGUGCAACAUGAUCAUCCUAAGCAUGUGGAGGUUGAUCAUCAUUUUAUCAAAGAAAAUUUUGAUUGUAUGUCAUAUUUCUCAAUGCACAAUCAAUUGCCAGGCAUACUAACCAAAGGUGUCUUUGGCAUGCAACUACAAAAACUUAUUUCCAAGCUAGGAAUGGAUGGCAUUCACUUGCCAACUUGAGGGGGAGUGCUGACAGGACACAUGAUCCUGAGGAUACCUAUAAGUGUCUAGAACCUUCUAAACUUGUAUAUAUAAUAUUUUGAAUAAAAAGGAACAUUUCCUCCACAGGCACAAGGGUGGUCUUUCUAAUGCAUUAGACAUAGUUUCAAUCUUAAAUAGGGAUAUGCGAGCCAAGUUGUUGCUUCUAUAUAUACUUAUAAAUACCUUAUUUUGAACUGAUUUGGUCUCUUCAUAUUGAAAAAAAAACUGGUAACAAGAUUUUUAAUGUCAGUUCUCCACAUUUCUUUAUCCUGGUCUCCAUAUAGCGCUCCAUAUAUUGCGCACUUUUUUCUUGUGGCAAUUUAAAAACAUUUUAGAAUUUUCUCGCAAUGUUGCUUAUUAUGAAAUAUAUCAUACAUUUUGAGCCAUUUAUUUUCCAUUAUUCAUUCCACUCUUAUCGGUCAUUCUUUACCUUUCAAGUGAUUCUUAUGCCUAUGCUACUUUUCUUUCCACCAGGCGCUUUAUGUUAUGAAUCCAAACAAAUUCAGAGCCUGUGAGUUUCUGAUAAGGUUUCACGAGCAGCAGCGUGGUGACAAAAUAAUUGUCUUUUCCGAUAACCUUUUUGCACUUACUGCAUAUGCAAUGAAGCUUCGCAAACCUAUGAUUUAUGGUGCAACGAGGUUGAUUUAUGUUUGCAGAAUUUCUGUUGUUUCUUUCAUGCAUGAUCCUGGUUCAUUCUGUAUUAACAAUGUCAUAUCUUUUAUGUAGCCACCAAGAACGGACAAGAAUUCUCUAUGCUUUCAAGCAUAGCCCAGAUGUGAAUACAAUAUUUUUAUCGAAGGUGUGACAAUUCACCUGUGUUCUACUUAUUUUCAUUCAUAUUUUCAUUCAGAUGUGAAUACAAUCAUAUUUGCAUUAUCAAUGGUGUGAAUGCAAUAUUUACCUGUGUUCUAUUUAUCACAGAUGUGAUAAAUAAGUCUGAGUCUGAUACCUGUACAUUUGUUUCAUUAGGUUCCUGCUGAAAAGUCGUAGGAUUCUUUUUUGAUUAGUCCAGUUAGACGUACUCAUUUGGUGGCACUGUGAUGAACUUUUUUAGUUUUAUAAUAUAUAGAUAUAUAUAUAUAUAUAUAUGUACAUAUAUAUCAGAAUACCAUCACUCUGCUGGAGCUAGGAGGGAAAAGAAAUUUUCAUUGCUGGAAGUCCUGUCAGAAGUGCCUGUAGCUGAAAACAUUAAUUUAUCCCGUUCUCUCACCUGAGACUCCGUUCUCUAAGCAUUUAUCUUGCGCCUAGAAUCCCCAACCUAUUCGUGUGCUUCUCAUCUUCUGCUUUAUGGUGUUGCUUCUCAUCAGGAUAAGAUAAUCAACCUGCGUAUGUAGACAACUUGUCUGAACAUAAGCAUGCAGUGGAUAUAUUUCAACAACCUACGUUUUAAGCCUAGACUAUAGCUUCAGUGCCAUUAAUAGAAUAAUUAUUAGGAGUUAUUGCACGUACUCUGAGGUCAUCCUGUUUGAUGUGUUUCCUCAAAUUUACUGGUUGAUGUGAGAUCCAUCACAUGUUUUACCUGUUGAUGUAGCCUACUCUUCUUACCCUUCGGAUCUCUCCUGCUUAGAAACUAUAGAUUCAUCGUCUUUCCAUGUCAACAAGCGAUGUUCUCAUGUCUGAGGGAUUCCUUGGCAACCAAAGAGUGAUCGGCAAAUUGUGGGUUCUCCUAUUUUUAUGAUUGUAACAUUUUUGAGAUAUGCUGAUACUAGUUAUUUUGUAGGUUAUUGUUGCGAUUUGAAUCCUGUUAAAUGUUUCAAAUUUUCAAUAAGAUUGCUAACGUUUUGCUUUCUCUACAGGUGGGUGACAACUCAAUUGACAUUCCUGAAGCUAAUGUAAUUAUCCAGAUAUCGUCUCAUGCUGGCUCGCGACGACAAGAAGCUCAACGUCUUGGCCGUAUUCUGAGGGCAAAGGUACGCUCGAGAGAUAAUUUUGUAUCUAAUGCACAUAUACACGCAUAUAUAUAUAUAUAUGCAUGCAUGCAUGUAUUCAUGGUUAAAGUGUAGGCAGCUUGUUUUGUAUUGAUGUGCAUAAUCAAAGCAUCAUCUGGAUCCUACCUUGGGCAGCUGGCUGAGAUAGUUAACGGAAACAUCAAAUAGAACAUAUAGAUGGGAUGGGAUGGGAAUGAACAACCAGGAUGAAGUAGAUGGUUAGCCUGGGAUAGUCUAGUGAGGCCGAACUCUGUUGUCACAUAGAGAGUACAGAAAAUAGCCAGAUUAAGUUCUGUCCAGCGGCUUUUGUGUAGGUCAGAUCUGAUCACGUGAGGCUGAAAUCAGUUCUUCGGGGCAUUGGUGGGUCCCAAGAUCAUCCAAUUUCAGGGUGGUUGUGAGGCUUUUUUCUUUUGAGGGGGAUUUCUACGUUCCCCCAUUGAAACUGGAUUGGUCGUGGUAUAUAAUAAUGACCCUUUGACUUUAUAUCAUGUAAUUCAAAAUACCCACAGAUACACCUGUUUCAUUCAUCGAAGUAAUUUUUUAUUUUACCUUCUUUCUGUUAUUCCUUCAUUUUUAAUUUUCAUGAGGCCUAUGUCAAUCUGGGAUCUGUUCUCAAUUAUUCCAUAAUUGGAGUAGAAACUCAUGCCCAGCAUAGUAUUCCGUAAUUGUUGUGGAAAGUAGCUCUAGUUAACGGUUACAUUCGCUCGCUUCAAUUGUUAUUUAGAAACAUUACUCAGUUAUUGUUUUUUGUCAUUGAAUGUGCUUUUACAGGGUAAACUUCAGGAUCGAAUGGCAGGUGGGAAAGAAGAAUACAAUGCUUUCUUUUAUUCUCUGGUUUCCACAGAUACGCAGGUUUGGAGUCCCCCUUUUAUUGGUUCGUCUCAUCCGGAGACAGCAGAAAAUAUAGCUUCGCUUAAAUUCUUGCUCCAUUCAACAAGUGAUGUUGGUUGUCUUUGCUGGAUUCAGGAGAUGUUUUAUUCCACAAAAAGGCAACAGUUCUUGAUUGACCAAGGUUAUAGCUUUAAGGUGAGUUGCUACACGCCAUUAUGCAUCGUUGUGGGCUUUAGCUAUAGAUUUCUGAUGUCUGAAAAAACAGGAAUUCAGAGGCAUUUUUUUGCCUUGCAUUCUCGUUCCUACUGUUUUGCGCCGCCUUUUCGAAGUGGUGGUGCCUGGCGAGAUCUUCAACUAAUGACUUUGGAGUCGACAAGGCUGUAGAUCCAUAUAAUUUAAGUCAUUUUUUCUCUCACAUCCUUGAUUGACUCGGGGACAGAUCAACCCCUUUCGAGUGGCCUUCUAUCCUAUGGAAAUGCAUUCCUAGAGUACUCGUUUUAUUCUUCUUAUUGUGAGCUGAAGAUCAGUAUCCUUCUCAGUGGGCCAAUUAAAGCCUGUUUUCGUAGUAUUCCGUAUGUUGUGGCCUCUUGGAUGGUGUUCUCUGAUCAGCCAUCACUGUUGGCCUAUUUGCUUUUGCAUCGGGAUAUUGUCAAGCAUGAGUGAGAAUUAGUUUUCUAAUUUGGAACUAAGUGACAUGCAUUUGGAUGGCUAAACAGAUCAUUACGAGCUUGCCGCCCCCUGAUUCUGGAGCUGAGCUGAGCUACCACCGUCUUGAGGAUCAGCUUGAUCUUUUGAACAAGGUAUGUACGAGCUUCAUAUGAAAUCAUCUAUGGACACGACGUUGGGGCGAACCUCGAAUGAUCCAAUCCUCCAUUUUGGCAGGUUCUAAAUGCUGGGGAUGAUGCUGUUGGUCUAGAGCAGUUGGAGGAAGAUACUGACGGCAUGGCUCUCCAGAAGGCACGGCGCACCGUGGGAUCAAUGAGUGCGAUGUCUGGGGCCAGAGGGAUGUUUUACAUGGAAUACAGGUAAUAUUGAUCUGAUAACGUGUUAUCUUUAGUCUUCCUAACAAUCGGGGCCCUUGUUCAUGUUUCUGAUAGCCAACUGGACGAUUCCUUUCAGCACGGGCAAGGGGAGGCAAGCAGGACAAGCUCAGCAGAAGAGGCCCAAGGACCCUUCCAAGAGGCAUGCCCUGUUCAAAAAGCGCUACACGUGA